CGCAUUUGCGCAUGUGUCAGGACUUGUCAAUGAUUGGAUCACCAGAAACCCGGAAGUAGUCUGAAGGUCUUUGGUUAUGUCAGGGUAACAUUUUACUUUUACUGCUGCGUGCUAAUCCGUUUUUAAAAGAUGGGGGUUAAAAUAGAGGUUUUCCGAAUGAUGCUGUAUUUGUCUUUUCCUGUGGCCAUGUUUUGGAUCUCAAACCAAGCAGAGUACUUUGAAGAGUAUAUAGUAAAGAGAAAAAGGGAAAUUUUCCCCCCUGACGAGGACUUGAAGAGGAAAGAGCUGGAAGACUUCAAGGAGCGAAUGCGCGUCAGAAAGGAGCAGCGAAUGCUCAAGAGUUUUGCUGUGGACUCUGAGAAUUGAGGAUUGUGAUUUAUAAAAAUGCUGGGUUAUUUAAUAUUUUUUUCAAGAUUUUUUUAAAGUGACAGAUAUUUUGUUUCUUUGAGGUUUCUCUGUUAUACAUUUUCUAUCAUAAAAAAUGUGUUUUCACAUCCAAAUCAUGUAACAGUGGCUUGUUUUUCUAAUGCACAGUACACUAAAAUACAGAAAUAUUGUUGGAUUUUUAUUUUGUUUGUUAGUUUUAAUAAUUUAAUACCUAUUACUCAAGUAAUCUAACCGAUACUAAUGAUAUGUUUAUUGUCAAAAUAGGAGAAUAAUUGAAUAAGCCAUCUUGGGGUAUUUUGAAAGAAGUAUAUAAUGUGUUUUUUUCUCAUUCUUGUAUUUGUAUUUUUUUUAUAUUUUUUGUAUCAUUUUUUUAACAAUGGUACAUUUUAUGUUGAGAAAAUGACUAAUAUUUAGAGUAUGAAAUUGUAGAAUUAUUCAAUGAUCCAUACAGAGGCUAGUACUGAUAAAUAAAUUGCAGCAAUGCUACCCAAAGUUCAAAACAUAAAAUCUUCUGAAGUGGCUUCAAAGUAAAAACUUUAUCCGUUAUAAAAUAAAAAUUUUUAUGAUGUAAAACACAGUUCUGAAUUUGGCAGAAACCAAACACCUGAUUGUCAAAUGCUGCAAUAAGAAAUAGGAUUUGUUUUGUUGCCUUGUGAUAACUAGGUGGACUAUAAACUACUUAAAAUUUAUUUUGUCAAGCCUUGGGCCAUCAGUUUGACAAAGCAGAGAUCACUACUCUCAUCACUGUGUCCAGAGCUUAUUAAUUAUUUUUAGUUUGAAAUAUCCUAUAGGCAUAUAUAAUAUUACGAGUGUUCUGAAGACAGUUUAUUAAUCUCUUUGCUAGAAACAAAUUUGAGAAGACUGACCUGUACAGACAGUUUUAUAUCUAGGGUGGCCCCUGAGAGUAAUUAAUCAACUACUAACUUUUUCAUUAUAAAAAGGUGCUGACACGUAUCUUCUAAGAAUUUUUAGUUGAUAAAAGGCAAUCAAAAGGGGCCAUUUGAAUAGAUCCUAAUUUUGCAGUGAAGAGGUGACUAUUUCUUUCUUGUAGCAAUUAGAAUGGAAUCAAUCUAUGCCAUUAUAAAAUUGUUACACAAUGAAAGAAACUGAUUAAUAUGAUAUUGGAAAAUGUGGAUUAAAAAAAAGCAACCUAGUGCCAUUACAGUGGACAACACCCACGAGAUGGCUGCAAAAAAUCAUCAAGCCAUUAUUACUGUCCAAUGUGAGGAGACACUUUGAAUUUUGCAGACAUGUGACCACACAGUGUGGCGUAUUUGUUUUAACAAUCUUCUGUUUAUAACAUUUUUAUGGGGAAAAAAAAUAGUGGGCUGAAAUUCAUAAUAACUAACAUGUGAAUGGCUUUGCCAUUAAUUCUUGUUCAUUUGUACACAUGUUUAAUUUACAUUUGUAUAUCUUGCAAGAAAUAUAAAAAUUCUUGCAAACUUCA
This is a messenger RNA of Oryzias melastigma (Indian medaka), 1834 nucleotides long. Its product is annotated as protein PET100 homolog, mitochondrial. Gene Ontology annotation, cellular component: mitochondrion; mitochondrial inner membrane. The transcript has 4 exons. Bases 130 to 366 code for a protein of 78 amino acids. The record is from RefSeq and is a predicted model, not a curated record. Lineage: Eukaryota; Metazoa; Chordata; Actinopteri; Beloniformes; Adrianichthyidae. Gene Ontology annotation, biological process: mitochondrial respiratory chain complex IV assembly.